AUGGAGAGAGAGAGACAGCAGACCUCCAUCAAGGAGAGGGAGAGAGAGGUGCAGCGAGCGCUUGCGACCAGUCUGCGGGACAGGGACAAGGAGCGGCAGUACCACAAGCGGGACGAGGCUGUGCAGCAGGCCUCCAUCAAGGAGAGGGAGCGAGAGGUGCAGCGAGCCCUCGCCACGAGCUUACGGGACAGGGACAAGGAGCGCCAGUACCACAAGCGGGACGAGGCUGUGCAGAGGAGAGAUAGACAGCAGGCCUCCAUCAAGGAGAGGGAGAGAGAGGUGCAGCGAGCGCUUGCGACCAGUCUGCGGGACAGGGACAAGGAGCGGCAGUAUCACAAGCGGGACGAGGCUGUGCAGGCAGAGAGAACGAAAGAAGAGGACGCGGCCGCGAGAGAAAAGGAGGCGCGAGCUCAGGCCUCCAUCAAGGAGAGGGAGCGAGAGGUGCAGCGAGCGCUUGCGACCAGUCUGCGGGACAGGGACAAGGAGCGGCAGUAUCACAAGCGGGACGAGGCUGUGCAGCAUUUCAAUGCUCUGCUAGCAGACCUGGUCCGCAACCCGGACCUGUCGUGGCGGGAGGCGAAGAAACAGCUGCGUAAAGACCACCGGUACAGCCUCGCUGAACUGCUGACCAAGGAGGACAAGGAGCGCCUCUUCAGCCAGCACACAGCAGCGCUGGCGAGCAAGCGUCGCGACAAGCUACGCGCGCUACUCAACGAACUAAACGUGUCGUGCACGGCGCACUGGCGGGACGUCAAGACGCAGUUGCAGGAAAACCCUGCUGCACCGGUCUAUUCUGCCGCUUCACAGUGUAAGUUACGCGCGCUGCUCAACGAACUCUACGUGUCGUGCACGGCGCACUGGCGGGACGUCAAGACGCAACUGCAGGAGAAUCCCGCUGCGCCGGUAUAUUCUGCUGCUUCACAGAUGGAGCGAGAAUUCCGCGAUUACCAGCGCGACAAGCAAAGCGCGGCCAAGACGGCGCUCAGACAACUGUUACUUGAGACGCGCUCGCUCACGCACAAGUCGCACGCCGCCGUGCGCGAAGCAGGAUCUAUGCAGCACGUGCACGACGCGCUCAGGCACGACGCCAGUCCCAUAGUGGCCAAGACGGCGCUCAGACAACUUCUGCUUGAGACGCGCUCGCUCACGCACAAGUCGCACGCCGCCGUGCGCGAGGCGGGCUCCAUGCAGCACGUGCACGACGCGCUCAGGCACGACGCCAGCAUAGAAGCCAAGACGGCGCUCAGACAACUGCUACUCGAGACGCGUUCACUUACCCACAAGUCGCACGCCGCCGUGCGCGAGGCGGGCUCCAUGCAGCACGUGCACGACGCGCUCAGGCACGACGCCAGUAGCAUAGAAGCCAAGACGGCGCUCAGACAACUUCUACUGGAGACGCGUUCACUUACCCACAAGUCGCACGCGGCCGUGCGCGAAGCAGGAUCUAUGCAGCACGUGCACGACGCGCUCAGGCACGACGCCAGGUACACAGCGCUGGAGCACAUUCCGGACGAGCGGACCGCCAUGAUCACGAGCUACCUGGAGGAGCUGGAGAAGAAGGGCCCGCCGCCGCCGCCCACCGCCACCGAGCCCAGCCGCCGCGCCAAGCAGUGACGCGUAUAUCCACCCUGGAUAAUAAGCACCAAAAAGAAUCAGACUAGGGCCACCGCACGCGGCCGACUGACCGCCGCGACUAAUCGCACCACGACUUUGUCGCGCCAUAGCGUACGCAACUGUUGUCUACAUAGGCAAAUCUUUAGUUAGCAUUCUUACUAAUGUAGGAUGUUUGUAAUAAUUAGAUAUAGAAGGACUGUGUUAUAAAAUACUAGCUUUCCACCCGCGGCUUCGCCCGCGUGGAAUUUUGUCUGUCACAGAAAAACUUUAUCGCGCGCGUCCCUGUUUCAAAAACCGGGAUAAAAACUAUCCUAUGUCCUUUCUCGGGACUCAAACUAUCUCUAUGCCAAAUUUCUUCAAAAUCGGUUCAGUGACUUAGGCGUGAAAGCAAGACAGACAGAGUUACUUUCGCAUUU
Molecule: messenger RNA, 2030 nt
Organism: Ostrinia furnacalis (Asian corn borer)
Lineage: Eukaryota; Metazoa; Arthropoda; Insecta; Lepidoptera; Crambidae
Product: transcription elongation regulator 1-like
Exons: 13
Coding region: 1-1614 (537 amino acids)
Cellular component (GO): nucleus
Molecular function (GO): transcription coregulator activity; RNA polymerase binding
Source: RefSeq, a predicted model, not a curated record